AUGAGCACGACGCCCGAGGCGCAGGCCGCGACCGCGGCGCAACCCGCGCCCACCCCUGCGGCCGCCACCAACGGCAAGGCCGAGAAGGAGGUGAAGCAAAUGAAGUGGACCUACGAGCGCGACGUGGCUCUCUUGACGCAAGUCGCCGCCGCCGGCCCGCUCGCCUGGCUGACGUCCAAGAUGGGCUACUCCGGCGACCCCGAGCGCACGUACAACCAGGGCGCGGUCUGGGACAAGGCCGGCGAGGGCAUCAUCCCGCAGAUCAAAACGCACGAGGCCUUCGCUGGCGUCACCACCUUCCCCGCGACGACCGCCUUCAUCGUCCACACGAAGCGAGUCGUGCAAAGCAAGGCCAACCUCUACAAGUCGGGCGGCGAGCAGGCCGAGGACGCGCCGGCAGGCAGCCUGGGCACCAAGAACGAGGAGCUCUCCGAGCUGGACCAGCUCAUCAUUGAGGUCGGCACGGCGAUGGAGGAGGCGGAGAGGAUCGGGUGCGCAAACAAGGAGGGCAAGGCUCAGGCGGACGCCGACGCGAUGCAGGACGCGCUCGCGAAGCGCACGUACCCCAAAGACGGCGACCCCGGCAAGAAGGGGAAGAAGAAGAAGACGGCCGCCUCGCCGAUCACUCUCAAGGACUACGCGCGGACGAUCGGGCGCGACUACAACGACCUCUACCAGGAGCUCGUCGACGGCGACAUGACGCUGCCCGGCUUCGUCUUCGUGGACCCGGCCGCCGAGGACGCGCCCUCCGCGCCGCUGCUCCAGUUCUUCAACGCGAAGGCCUCCUACAUGGAGAGCAAGGCCUCGCUCGACGCCAAGAAGGAGGACAACCGGGCUCGCGAGCGCGCGCUGGAGCUCAAGUUCCAGGAGGAGAAGCAGGCCGCGCAGGCCGAGGUCGAGCGCAGGCGCGAGGAGCGCGCCGCCAGCGCGCAGGCGGCCUCCAACGCGGCCGUGCAGGCCGCGCAGGCCGCGCAGGCCGCGCAGGCCGCGCAGAUGUCGACGCUGCUGGCCACGAUGAUGAAGCAGCAGGAGCAGCAGAUGAAGCUCAUGGCGGGCUUCGCCAGGAAGGCAGGCAUCGUGGACGACGACGAGAACGAGCCCUCGAACGAGCCCUAG
Molecule: messenger RNA, 1116 nt
Organism: Emiliania huxleyi CCMP1516
Lineage: Eukaryota; Haptophyta; Isochrysidales; Noelaerhabdaceae
Exons: 5
Coding region: 1-1116 (371 amino acids)
Source: RefSeq, a predicted model, not a curated record